UGAAAAUAGUUAUCUAAAACAAUUUUUAUUAGAUGAAUUAGAAAGUAAUGCUGAAGUUAUGCUGAUAAUGCAGGAAAAAAUAUAUGGUCCCAUAUUUGAAAGACUUGCACCGAUGCCAUACGCAAGUCAUAUAACCAAUGCAGCCUCAAACCUUGCAAACAAAUUAAAACCAUAUAUCGCAAUUCAUUGGCCAAGUGGGAUUACAAAUAUUUAUUUGGCUACGGAUUAUCCACUUGCUGAAUAUAUGCAUAAUACAGCACAGUCUGAUACAUUUUAUCAUAUUUAUGAAGAACACCUUAUAGCCAUGAGAAUUUUAAAUUCUUCACUUAAUAUAAACACUUGGGUUUCAACACAUGCGUUAGAUUAUCUUAAAUUAUCACUAUACCCUACAAAAACGAAACAAUUACAAGAGGAACUUGGUGGUGGUGGUAUCCAAGGAAUUCUUGAUAAAUUAAUUUUAAUACAAGCUGAUUAUUUUAUAGGUGGUCCUAAAAAUUGCUGUAGAGACAGUAGUACUUACACAUUUCAAAUUGAGGAAGCAAGGAAGGAAUCAUUUAAAAAUAACAGAACAAUUAAAAAUGUUAUUGAUAG
This is a messenger RNA of Racocetra fulgida, 591 nucleotides long. Lineage: Eukaryota; Fungi; Glomeromycota; Glomeromycetes; Diversisporales; Gigasporaceae. The record is from the annotation of a GenBank genome assembly.